UCAUCAACUGUGCGGGCACCAUUUGCGGUGCAGUAAUGCGUCGAUCCGGGUGAAUCACAAGUUUACUGUUGUUUCUUUGGAAAUAUCGUCAAAAUUUCGCGAAUAUUAGGAAGAUCUGAUCAUUAAACUUUUCGCAAUGCUUCGUAAAUAGAGCACACUUCAUUGUGGGCAACAUCAAAUGCAAAUUUAAGACGUUGAUUUCUCUCGAUCUGUGUUAAAAUACUCGGCGCGAAAAAGUCCGAGGAUUACUUCCAGCACCAGUCGCCGCGCCUGUCAUUACCGGGAAAACUACCGCCUAGCGGGAGCGUGAUUCAUCGGUGUUGUUGCUCAUCGGCUGCAGUCAUGAUGCAGAGUAUAAAGUGCGUGGUUGUAGGUGACGGGGCCGUUGGAAAGACGUGCCUGCUCAUCAGCUAUACAACAAAUGCUUUUCCUGGAGAGUAUAUCCCUACAGUGUUUGACAACUACUCGGCCAAUGUGAUGGUGGACGGCAAGCCAGUCAACUUGGGAUUGUGGGACACGGCGGGACAAGAGGACUACGACAGACUCAGGCCGCUCUCCUAUCCACAGACGGAUAUAUUCCUCAUCUGUUUCUCCGUCGUCAGUCCGGUGUCGUAUGAAAAUGUCAGAGCAAAGUGGGCACCGGAAGUUAGACAUCACUGUCCGCAAGCUCCCAUAAUCCUCGUGGGUACUAAGCUGGAUCUGCGGGACAACCAGGAGACGAUAGACAAACUGAAGGAACGCAAUCUCCAUCCAAUCAAGUUUCAAGAUGGCAUCCAGAUGAAUAAAGAAAUUGGCGGCGUCAAGUAUCUAGAAUGCUCGGCCCUGACGCAGAAAGGUCUCAAGAUGGUCUUUGAGGAAGCAAUACGGGUCGUGCUCUACCCUCCUAAGAUGCCCAAAAAGAAGAAACCCAAAUGCUUAGUGCUAUGAAGUGGUGUCCGUUGUAGAAUAGUGUACGUAGCAUGGGAGUAGGACUUAAACUGGGCCACUUCUGAAAUCUCGGCUUGUCUUCAACUUGGGCUCCAUAGAAGUCGAUGCUGAAGACAAAGUCAAGGUUUGAGAAAAGGCCUUUGUGUGAUAUUUUUGUUUAAAAUGCCUUGACCUUCUUCCCAUAGGUCGAAGCAGGUAGGGUGAUACUAAGUAGUAAGGAUCAGUGGUAUUGCAUGAUGGGAUCAUACAUCAUGGGAACAAGGUUAGAUCUGGAUUUGUAUUGGUGUCUUCAGAACUAAUGAGGGCGCUAUGAAUUAUCAGAUAUUUUCUGCUUGUGUAUGUUUUGUUUUCAAAAUUGGAAAUGCUUUUUAUUUGCGGAUACCUCAAAGAGGGCCAAAUACUUUUUUUAAGUCGUGUGCAAAAGUAUUAGUUUGUAAAAUGACAACAUUCUGAAGUUAAUCUGGGGUUGUAUUCAAAGGGAAUUUUUACCUAAAAGGACAAUGAGAAAACACAGAGAUCAUGCAAAACACUUAUCACUUAACUUUCAGUCUGUUGCAACUACCAUUUACUUAAUCCAACUCAUGUAUUCACACAUGUAUUCUGUUGCUGCACUAAUUUACUGACAAAUUCAUGUAAAAUUAACACAAUGGAAAUAUCUAUGAUAAUUUAAUCCAACUAGAAUUUUAUAUAAUAUUUUGGCAUCCACAACGCUGUGUUAGUUACAUUGAGCACUUUCAGUCAUUACAAAGUGAAAAGAGAAAAACAUUUUCUGUCUUUUUCCUUUAACAGGAAACUUAACAUGGCCAUACUCCACGUCAAAACGGCACUUGUAAAUAUAACAAAUAUAACCACCAUGCUGCCCAGUUCAAUGUGUAUUCAAUGAAAUUUUGAAGCCUGCCUUUUAAAAAGUAGAACAUCCCUGAAAGUGUGUAUAGCAAUUGGUGUAGUCACAUUUCAUGGACAGCUCAGCCUGCACGCCCUCAAUGUGCAAAUGUAUUCAAAUUGGCAAGUCAGGCCGUUUCCGAACUGCUUGGCUACGGCUUGAAAUAACACAGAAGCCUAUGGGAAGUGGCUGCAGCCACUAGCCAGUGGCUGCCAUAGGUGCACGUGUUACAUGUAUUUCCUGCUGAAGAGCCUUGACUGUAAAUUGUGUUGUCUAUUGUCAAUAGAGGGCGCCCUUCAUGUCUUACAGCCAUACAUUUUGCACUUGCAGCUUACAGCAAAAAAAUCAGGAAAAAAUAUUAAAUCAUUUUGAACUGAAUUAAAGUUUUCUCAGAUGAUCCCUGGAACAUUCCAUUAUCUCCAGACACAGCUGAAAGAAAGAGGAAUGUUCCAUUGAAUUACCAAGGGUAGUUUCAAUGCAAGACAAGUCAAAAGCGCAUCGCCAUUAUUCAAUUUUUUGGGUUUUUUGUUUUAUUUUUCUUGACGUUUGAGAAAAUAAAAUUGAAAUGGUAGUCCUUAGACCAAAAAGGUGCUAUUUUGUGAUGAUUAAAAUUGCUCUUCCAUAUAAAUAGUAUUCACGAGACAGUAUGAAUAAUAAAGAAAUUAUGAAAUUCACCAGUGCUGUCUAACAAUCAAUAACAAAUGAAAGGUUUAGGAACUAGAUAUAUUGUAUGGUAUUCAGUCCGAUGUUUUCUGUCUUAUGAACACGGUGGAGUUUUAAGCAAUCGAGUAUCACAGAUAAGAUUGUGAAUUGUUGCAAUCUGCCUCCAUUGACAUUCAUGGUUCAACCUUUCACCACUGAGGGCGCUUUUACACCAAACGCAUUGCUGUGGUGAACUGCAUGCACUUUUUUUCGUACAGUGUUGACUUCGCCGGUUUGUAUUUUUGCCUCCUUUAACCACGUUAGUUUCUUGUGUCGAUACAUGAUAAACUUAGUUUGUCCGGCCACAACUUUUUUCACCUCGGAAGGGGUGUUUGUAAAUACGUAUAUAUAUAAAAGGACUGAAUGAACAAAAUCUUGUAAUAUACUGUAGUAUUCCAGUCAGUGUGUUGCUGUGUGAAGCCUAUUGAUUCACCGAUUGAUUGGAAUUUUAAAAUUAUUUGAAAAGCUUCUUGCAAGCAUUCGGUGGGCCAGUUCAUAUUUGGGUGGAAGCAAAUGCAAACCUGAACCUGACUUGGCAGUAAGUGGUAGUACUGUGAAUUUGCAAAAGGUUUUUGCCCGGAAUAUUCAAUCAGACAAAAAGAAAUACAUUUUAUGCCUAAAUUAAAGCAUAACAAAUGUUUAGUAAAAAAAGUGCACCCAAAAGAUUGACAUUUCGUAAAUUAAAGUUUGUCUACAUUUUGUUACUGUAUUCCAUUAUUUUGCACGCACAGACACACAUCAAAAAUUUUGUAUGCAAAUGAAGUUGUGUUGACAAAACUCGUUAACUGAUUUAGUUGCUUCUUGAAGUAAAAGAUUUCGUUCAAAAGUGCUUUUAUGUAAUCGCUUCCUUGCUGUUUGUGUGUGCCCAUAAGUAAAAUCCUAAACAUUUUCAAAGCUCGCGGUAAUUGUCCAAAGAAGAGCUUUUUGAGGUUGAAAUGUUAGCUUCACAAUGCCAUUUGCAGUUGAGAGCUUGGAAAUGUUCCUUUUCUUUCAAAACAUUUUUGAUAAUUUUUAAGUCAUUUAAAGCCAGAAUGCAAUGCUUUGCUAUGCAUAAAUCUGAAUUUCAACUGUUUGGAUAAGUAUUCUUAAAAAGCAAAAUUUUUAUUCGAAAAAAAAAGUGAUUUUGUGUUCUAGAUAAAAGGUUGAAGGAAGAUGGCAGCGACUUAAGCCUUAAACUUUCAAGGUUUGAUUCUUAACAGAUGUGUGUAAAUAACAGAGCAUGUUGUAUGGAUGCAACUAUUGUAGGAAUAUAGAAUUACUGUACAUUUGCAUUUUGAAUUGCAUGCUGUAGCUAUUCAAGGAACACAGUAUUCAAAAUAUUCACCAUUUUACGUAAUUUUUAAACCUUUGCAGGUAAAAAUUGAAACUGACGUUUUUAAGUUAAGGUUUUCUCUUUUGUUUUUGUAUGUUAUGUUCAUUCUAUUCUUUGAAAUCCAAUUUCUGACAGCUGACAGUCAUGAUAAGAAAAGAAAAGUUCUGCUUCGAGAGUCGAGCUAUGUAGUCAUCUAAAAUGUCACGACUUUCUGUCCGUUUUACCCAACAAAAUUGGCAAAAGCUUCUACUUUAAAAUGAUGAAAAACACUUACCUAUCUCACAUGAGUUACUUGUGAGAAAUGAGUGUGCUUUUCUCCAUUUUGAGCUGGUCAAUUCCCGAUGAGCCAAUCACAAGGCUCCUUGCUACUGACAUGCACUGUACAUUUUGCAAGGAGCGUUGUGAUUGGUCUCUGCCAUCAAUGCCUGGUUGGUGACUUCCAGGACUGUUUUUCAUUGGUCAGUAGUGUGAGCACACUUUUUGAUUUGAAAAGCCUUAUCAACAACCACAGGCACAUUUGUGUGCAUGCAUGUACAUGUAGUUAACCUAAAGCCAAUGAAAAGGCUUAUUGUUUCUGACAUGCUCUGUACAUUUUGCAAGGAGCAUUAUGAUUGGUCUCUGCCAUCAAUGCUUGGUUGGUGACUCCCAGGGCUGGUUUUCAUUGGUCAGUAGUGUGAACACACUGUUUCUAACAGCCUUACCACAUGCACAUAAACUUUGUGCAUGCAUGUACAGUACAUGUAGUUAACAUUCAUUUGUGGCAGUUUUGAAUUAGAAAAUACUCUACGCAUGGAUAUGUAUGAAUUUAUGUACAUGAACACAAGAUAAAGUCCAACUUUAAUACAUUUUGUGUUGCUUAUUUUUGAGGAAAAAACCUAGUAUUCCAUGUAGAAAACCAGCAAAUUCAUUGGCUUUAAAAGGCAACAAUUUGUAAAUUACAUUUCACAAGUUCAGACGCUCCAAAAACUUGCUCGCUGCCAUUGUGUUCUAUAAUUUGUCAUUCGUUCUGUUUGAAUAAAUUGAAAUAAUCUGUAAAUGUUGUCUAGUGUGCAUUCUUGCUUACAUGUUUGACAAUUUCCCUCCAUUUUGAGUUAACAGGUUACAAAGUGUGCUUAAUUAAAUAGUGUUUUUGUUUUAAUUUCUAGUUUUGUAAUGUCUCACUGUUUAUACAAUGUACAUCUUGAUUGCUUUGGAAACAUGUUUCUGUGCAACAAUAAUGACACAAACAAAACCACUAUGUGGACAACUAUUGAGUGAAAUUUGAUAUUUAUUAUCAAAUCAUUAAUAUACGAUAUUUCACUUGAACAAAAAUUACCUUUUAUGGUAUCCAUUAAGAAUAAUUCCAUUACAAUCUGGCUUGUUUUAAUAAAGCUCUUACAAACAGCAUACAAAAGUUAGCUCCUUUGUUCCCACGACUGUCAGAAUCGUUCAACAACUCCCCCAAGUUAAAUUCUACUUUACAAUGCCCCGUUAUCGCGCUACACUGUAUAAUCUAGUCUACAAUUACAAGAUUAGUAUUUAUUUUAUAGCGCCGAGGCAAAAUACCAUCGAAUAAGCAAUUUUGUACAUUUUACAUGCUCUCCGUACUUGGAUUAUAUAUUCAUGGUUUCUGUGACUUGAUGGGCAUACAGCAGCAUCUCAGCAGUGCGGUCGUGGUUCUG
Messenger RNA from Patiria miniata (bat star), 5485 nucleotides. Its product is annotated as ras-related C3 botulinum toxin substrate 1-like. Gene Ontology annotation, biological process: cortical cytoskeleton organization; actin filament organization; regulation of actin cytoskeleton organization. The record is from RefSeq and is a predicted model, not a curated record. NCBI's taxonomy places the organism in Eukaryota, Metazoa, Echinodermata, Asteroidea, Valvatida, Asterinidae. The transcript is spliced from 6 exons. Gene Ontology annotation, molecular function: GTP binding; protein kinase binding; GTPase activity. Gene Ontology annotation, cellular component: cell projection; cytoskeleton; cytoplasmic vesicle. Bases 343 to 927 code for a protein of 194 amino acids.